Molecule: messenger RNA, 4078 nt
Organism: Cyclopterus lumpus (lumpfish)
Lineage: Eukaryota; Metazoa; Chordata; Actinopteri; Perciformes; Cyclopteridae
Gene: fkbp5
Product: FKBP prolyl isomerase 5
Exons: 11
Coding region: 380-1747 (455 amino acids)
Molecular function (GO): protein binding; peptidyl-prolyl cis-trans isomerase activity
Source: RefSeq, a predicted model, not a curated record
GGGGAAACAGACGCCUCUCACGGUCAGAUGGUCUUGUUGCUACCGCAACAGACGGUGAUGAUGAAUGAAUGGAAAACUGGGAGCGGAUGAAGACGCCACAUACUCAGAUAUGAGCGUGCUUUCCUUUGUGUGGUCAGGUAUGAGUUAGCAAAGAGCAGCAUUAUGAACAUGGGGCCCAAUAGCUCAACACAAUAGGUCUAAACAUACCCAUAACAUGAACAUAAGCAGCGCGGAACCAAACAAAGGUAUCAGAUCCGUGGAGAAAACUUCCCGAAUAACCGCAGCCAAUCAACGUCUGCCAAACGUCAACGCAAGGUCACCCGAACAAUUUUCGGGUUAUCAUUCACUCAAUGUUACCGUGUGAUGCCAACACACAGAAAUGACCACUGAUCAGGAUCUGACUAUGGAUGGCCAGCCAGCCACAGCCGUGUUUGCUGCAAAGGGCAUUGAUGUAACAACUAGUAAAGACCAAGGAGUUAUCAAGGUCGUGAAGCGUCAGGGGCUCGAUGGAGAGAGACCGAUGAUUGGGGAUAGGGUGACCGUCCACUACACUGGGAAGCUGCUCACCGGAAACAAGUUUGACUGCAGUCGAGAUCGCAAAGAAGCUUUUUGCUUCAAUGUGGGCAAAGGACAAGUCCUCAAGGCCUGGGAUAUCGGUGUGUUGUCUAUGCAGAUGGGCGAGGUGUGCACGUUACUGUGUAAACCAGAGUACGCUUAUGGAUCUGCUGGAAAUCCUGAAAAAAUUCCUCCCAACUCGUUAGUUGUGUUUGAAAUGGAGCUACUCAAGUUUGAAGGAGAGAUGCUCACAGACGAUUCCGGCAUCAUGAGAAGAAUAAAGGUCAAAGGUGACGGUUACACUAAUCCCAACGAUGGCUCAAGUGUUGAAGUACAUCUGGAAGGAAGGUGUGGCGGUCGGCUGUUUGACUGCAGGGACGUCAGUUUUAUUGUUGGUGAGGCUGAGGAUAAAGGCGUUCCUCUUGGAGUGGACCGAGCCAUGGACAAAAUGCAGAAAGGAGAGUGCUGUAUACUUUACUUAAAACCAAAGUAUGGCUUUGGAAGCAAAGGUAAACCUGAGUACAAAAUUGGACCAGACAGAGACAUAAUAUAUGAAGUUACCCUAAAAAAUUUUCAAAGGGCUAAAGAAACCUGGGAAAUGGACUUGACUGAAAAGAUAGACUUGGCUGCUGGAGUUAAGCAUAAAGGGAAUCAGUAUUUUAAGGUAGGUCUGUACCACCAGGCAGUCAUCCAGUACCAGCGUAUCGUUUCCUGGCUAGAGAUGGAGUGUGGUUCGGGGAUAGAGCAGCCGAAGAGGAUACAGUCUUUUAUGUUGACAGCACACCUCAAUUUAGCGUUGUGUUUCCUGCGGAUAAAAGAGUUCUCACAAGUUGUGGACAACUGCAACAAGGCAAUUGAGCUUGAUGAGAAAAACGAGAAGGCUUUGUAUCGUCGUGGGGAAGCCCGUCUCCUCCGUAACGAGUUCACCAUGGCCAUGGAAGACUUUCAACUCGUGCUGCGAGUCAACCCUUCAAAUCGAGCGGCACUUGCUCAGAUUUACAUCUGCCAGAGCAAGAUUAAGGAACAUCAUGAACAUGACAAGAAGAUCUACGCCAACAUGUUCCAGAAAUUUGCAGAACGGGACACCAAGUUUGGAAAGACGAAGAGGAGGCAUGAUGAGAGCAUGAGGAGCGGCAUUAAUGGUGAAGUGGGCAACAAAAAAAGCCGGAGGAGUCAGGACUGUCCAUCGUAAAAGUGACAUUUAUAGGGGGGGACAAAAAAAAGACAUGCUUUCCAAGUCCAGGGAGCAGCAACAAAGUUGUAUAAAAGCCUCUUAUCCAAACCUCUUCAUCCCAAAAUCCAACAGCACCAUUCCUGCAUAUAAAGCAGAGUGUAAACAGGGAUGUUUGCUAGCCAAACAGCUUUUCCCUUGUGACAUGGCCUGUGCAACUGCCAGGACAUACCUCCCAAUAUAAUUAACACUGCAGAAUCAGUGAAUUAAGAUUGGUGAACACUUCUAGCCCCCAUCUUUUAUUUCUUAAAAAAAACCCAGAGAAAUUCCAUUUAAUUAGUCAUACAGUGUAGAGUUCAGAUGUGCCUCCACAGUGUGUUUCAUAUUCCCAAACUGUAUGUGCUGGAUUUCAGACCUUGUAUUUGGUGUUAAGCCUUUUCUUGGCAGCUGUAUGCAUGCAUCACGAGCUGUUCGGGAUUCAGACCUGACAAGUUGCUAUUUUUUAAUUUUGCAAUACAGUACGUACUUUGGAUAAAAGGCAUAUCAAGUCCCAAAAGCUCAGUGGUAUUUUAAACAUUUUCCUCCAAAAGUAAGAUCAACUGAAAACCCAUAACUUUGUUCAUAACAAUAUAAUAAUGCCUGCAUUCAUGUAAAGUAAUAUUGGGAAAACUGAAAAUACAGAAAUACAGGACUUAAAUAGAAAUUCUCCUCCAAACAUGAAUGUCCAAUAUUGCUUUUAUCACCAGUAGAAACCUCAAGUUUCCGACCAGCAGAAGCAGAGCAUAGAAUCUGAAAAAAGCACAAACUACAGAUCCUAAAUUAUACCAAAACAUAAAUCUUUUAUUCUGGCAUUCUAGCAAAAAAUCACAAUCCACUGCACUUGGUUAUUGCUAGUAACAGCUGAAUUUAUAGUAUUUUGUGACAUUAAGCUGCUACCUAUACAGGCAAAUUAGUAUAUAUUUUUUUAAAACCGAACCUGAAUGGUGGUGCAGAGAUUAUUUCCAGAAAUAUAAUUCAAAUUAAGCCCCUUGUUUUGGGCAUAGAUGAAGCAUUGUUUUACAAUGGAUUGUGCACUAAAAUAAUUUAUUCAUGAGUACAUGCGUAAUUGUUAAUUUUUUAUUUGUUGAAAGCUUGUUUUUUAUCCAUUAAACACAUCACGCAGAAUAAGUAAGUAUGUUUUUUACCAGUCUGGUAUUGUAGUAGAACAAUGAUUACUAUGGGAGUGAUAACAGAUGACAACAUCAUUGUGAUGGACUGACUAAGGUGGCAGCUGCAAAAAGUUUAAUGAAAUAAAAAUAAAAUAUAAAAGAUGAAAUAUAUAAAAUGAAAUGUUACUCCUCCUGAGCUUUGGCAGAUUUUAGUGAUUGAUAAAUUUCUUCUUCUGUUGCACUCAAUGUAUGUUUAUCUAUCAGCUAAAUGCAUAAACAAGCAUGGCACAAUCCUCAACACACAUACACUCUUAAAUUAACAGAUGACAUAAAUCCUCAUAAUUAUGACGAUAGCCUCUUACAGAAGGAUGCAUUUGAUCAUACUAUCACCCAUAUUAUUAGAACCGAUGCACCCUGUGAGUGCAAGCGGGAGAGGGACACAGAAACCACAAUUAAACUUUAGAACCAUCAGAACCACAGUCUAAUCUUUCAGAAAUUUCAAGUCUGAUAAUAUGAUCAACGACAACAUUUUACAUCUGUGUAGGUGUUUUUGCCUGAGUUCCGGAACUGGUGUCUCUUUAUUUCACUGCAUCUAUUUCAUUUUUUAAUUUUUAAUUUGAAAUGUGUGAAUGUUAGAUAGUGGACAGUGUUGCAUAUUGGUGACUGGCAAACCAACACUGUUAGCUUUUCAUGAAAUGUCUCGAUACGGUCUUGACAAUAAUCUUAAGAUGUUUUAUAAACAUUGGUUGGUUCAGAAUGAAAACCUUAGCUGUCUUAAAUAUUUUGUGUAAAAAUCCACAGUGUGUUUGUGUGUUAAUAUAUAUUGUUGUAUGUUAGCAAGGUUUUCAAACAGCCUAUUGCUUAAUGUCUUUAAGUACUGCAGGCUCUAAACAUUCAAACAUUUUGUACAGUGCAAAUGAGCAUGAAGUACUUUUUUUCUAGCAAUUAUAAAUUGCAUUUAAGCAUAUACAGAAUAUCUAUCCCUCUUUGUCAACAACAACAAUAUUUUCCAGCCUCUCCUACAUUCAUUUUUGAUAACUUGACAGGAAUAAAUUGUAAACAAAUGGACAUACACAAGCAUGAUCAAAUGCAGCUGGUCAAACUACAGCACUGCCAAUGUGAGAUUGAAUUAGAACUGUCGUACAAAAUGUUUACAUAUUCAAUUUGAUCAAUGUAUCAAACCAGGAUUUAUGCAAAAGAAAUA